UGUAAAAAGUGGCAGUAUGGUAUUCAACAGUCAAAAUUAUCCUCAUUCUUCGUUCGUAUGCCUACCUUGGAUAUAUUAUUUUUCUAAGUGAUAUAAUUUACUAAAAAUAAAAAGUGCGAUAAUAUAUUUUUUACAAAAUGUCAGAUAAUUCUACCAUGGGACUGUUAAUGAUGUCAAACCCCGUGUUCGAAUGUUAUGCAUUUUACAGUAGUAUUCUUAUUUUAAAAAUGAUUAUGAUGUCUUUUCUAACAGUACUUCAACGAUUUAGAAAAAAAAUUUUCAUAAGUCCAGAAGAUACUUCAAUCAGCAAAAGAGGUGGAGAAGUUAAAUAUGAUGAUCCUGAUAUCGAAAGAGUAAGAAGGGCACAUUUAAACGACUUGGAAAAUAUACCUAUAUUUUUAAUUACUGGAUUACUUUUGGUAGCCUGCAAACCUCCAGAAAUGAUAGCUAACAAUAUGUUUAGAAUCUAUACAUUUGUAAGAAUAAUGCAUACAAUUGUUUAUGUGUUCACGUUACCCCAACCUACAAGAGCAAUAUUAUUUAUUGCAGGAGUAAUCAUAAAUAUUAUUAUGAUAAUUUAUAUUAUCUUCAGUAUGCAUAAUUUUUAA
Melanaphis sacchari is the source of this 608-nucleotide messenger RNA. Its product is annotated as microsomal glutathione S-transferase 1-like. The transcript is spliced from 3 exons. NCBI's taxonomy places the organism in Eukaryota, Metazoa, Arthropoda, Insecta, Hemiptera, Aphididae. The record is from RefSeq and is a predicted model, not a curated record. The coding region runs from base 138 to 608 and encodes 156 amino acids. Gene Ontology annotation, cellular component: membrane.